AAAGCUGUUUUCACCAGGCCGGGGUACGUCGAGUACAGGUGGGAAAAGAAGGGGUGGGGUGAUCUUCUUCUUCUCGCUCAUCCUCUCCAUCUCCGGCUCCUCGACGCCAGCGGAUCCGCCAACGUAAUUGAAGAUUUCAAGUACCGGAGCAUCGACGGCGAUCUGGUAGGUAUUGUUGGUGAUUCUUGGUUGUUGAAAACCGAUCCAGUGUCGACCACAUGGAAUUCGACGAAUGGCGUCAGCGAAGAUGGUGUGCAAGAGAUCGUUAAUGCCUUAUCUAAAGAUGUUACUGCUUUGGAUUCUUCGCCGAUUCAAACGACUUCUUCUUAUUUUUACGGCAAGGCAAUUGCCAGGGCGGCAAGAUUGGCUCUUAUUGCAGAGGAAGUUGGCUUCCCUGAUGUAAUCCCCGCGGUUCUGAGCUUCCUCAGAACAUAUAUAACUCCAUGGCUUGAUGGAAGCUUUAAUGGAAAUGGAUUCCUUUAUGAUCCUAAAUGGGGCGGUCUUAUAACAAAGCAGGGAUCGACGGAUUCCGGUGCUGAUUUUGGCUUUGGUGUCUUCAAUGACCACCAUUACCACCUUGGCUACUUCCUUUAUGCAAUUGCGGUGCUUGCCAAGUUCGAUCCAUCAUGGGGCAGAAAGUUUAAACCUCAAGCCUAUUCAAUCAUGGCAGAUUUCAUAAACUUGUCUGGAUCAAAUUAUGCCAGAUUGCGAUGUUUUGAUCUCUGGAAGUUGCAUUCUUGGGCUGGAGGGCUUACAGAGUUUGCGGAUGGGCGCAAUCAGGAGAGCACAAGUGAAGCGGUGAACGCAUAUUACUCUGCGGCGCUCAUGGGACUGAGCUAUGGUGAUGCACAUCUGGUGGCGAUUGGGUCUACGCUGGCGGCAUUCGAGAUUGCUGCUGCAGAGACAUGGUGGCAUGUGAGGGAAGGGGAUGGAAUGUAUGAGGAUGAUUUCAGUAGGGAGAACAGAGUGGUGGGGGUCUUGUGGGCUAAUAAAAGAGACAGUGGGUUAUGGUUCGCGCCAGCUGAAUGGAGAGAGUGCAGAUUGGGGAUUCAAGUUCUGCCAUUGUUGCCAGUAACGGAAGAUCUUUUCAGAGAUGUUGGGUUUGUGAAGGAGCUGGUGAAGUGGGCAUUGCCGGCGUUGACGAGGGAGGGAGUUACUGAUGGCUGGAAAGGGUUUGUGUAUGCGCUGGAGGGAGUUUAUGAAAAGGAGGAGGCUUUGGCGAAGAUUAGGAGUUUGAAUGGAUUUGAUGAUGGGAAUUCACUGUCAAAUUUGCUGUGGUGGGUUUAUAGCAGAGGAGAAGAUGAGGGAGGGGUGAGAGGUGGGUGGUUUGGUCAUUAUUGUCACUGAUGGAUUAUGCUUUUUUGUUACUCCUGUUGUGAUUUUGUGAUAUACUCUUGACAGUGAUGAGUGCAUGUGAAGAAGGGUUGGAGCUAUAUGAAAGAAACAGAAAGAAAUGAUUUUGUGUAAGAAAAUUUUCACUUUUACUGAAAUAAAAUUUUUGAUUGCCUCA
Molecule: messenger RNA, 1510 nt
Organism: Phalaenopsis equestris
Lineage: Eukaryota; Viridiplantae; Streptophyta; Magnoliopsida; Asparagales; Orchidaceae
Product: probable endo-1,3(4)-beta-glucanase ARB_01444
Exons: 1
Molecular function (GO): endo-1,3(4)-beta-glucanase activity
Source: RefSeq, a predicted model, not a curated record